AUGGCAACACCCCCACCAGGCAACCCCAACCCACGCGCGAACAGCAGCAGCAAGCAGAACGAAGCACUGAGACUCAGACCAGAUGCACACUACCAGCCAAACUACCCCAUCUCAACCGUCAUGAACCAGGUCUCAUCCCAGAAUAUCACCCUCACUGCACUCAACGCCAUCCGCUCAUCAAUCCCCAUCAACCUCAAACCGCCCCCACUAUCCUCAUUCGUCAAACUACCCUACACCCAGCAGCACUCCGUACUCGCCCCAUCCAACAAGCGAUCGGCCCCCUCACCCAUCAAGCUCUCACGUCCCCCAGCCAUCCCACUCUCAGACUUCGACUCCUAUCUCGAACAGGUCCAGGUUCAAUACGAGCGCUGGCAGCAGACAAAUAUCCACUCAACUCAUCCCAUCGAUCAAACCAGCCAAUCACCCUCACAACCGCUCACCCUCCCCGCACUCUCCUCCGUCCCAGAUGUCUUCUUCGAUCAGAAAUUCUCCCUCAACGAUCCUCUCACAUUCGACCUGCUCACCCAACAACAGCCUCCUCAGUCAUCAACAAUACCAACCAGCCCCACCAAAUCAGAAACUCAUCCCAAGCCUAGCACAUCAUCUACCAAGCCUGAUCUGACCACCGACCACAUCCUGCUCGACAAACUGUCUCACUAUCUUGAUCUGGUCGAACUCCAUCUAGUCCAGGAAAUCAGCCUGCGCAGUUCAGACUUCUUCUCUGCCCUCGGCAACCUCCAAUCCCUACACGCACAGACUUCAUCCUCGGUGGCCCAGAUCGAAUCUCUCAAAAACCAACUCGAUCAACUCAAACUGACCGUCUCUGACAAAGCCUUACAAAUCAUCAGAUUUGGCAUCCGGCGUAGGAAUAUCACCAGCAUCGAACUAGCCCUCACCAAACUCAACGAUGUCUGGCAAACCGUACACGGAAUAGAGCAACUCAUCCAGAGUGGCGAGUGGCAAUCAGCACUGGGGCUCAUCCAAGAAUUAGAACAGCUAUGGCAUUCUUCCACUCUGCUUUCACCACCAUUGCCACUUAACCCUGUUGAUUCCAACACCCAGUCUUUCGCCCCAUCACCCGCUCGGCCGAUCAAGCUCCGGCUAAGCAAGAUCAAAGCCCUCGCAGCUCUCCCCAAACGCCUCUCGGUCUUUCGUAGCACGAUCUCGAAAGCCUUGGUGGCUGAAUUGAGCUCGAUUCUCUCUCAUGACCUCAAAACUCAUCUUGCGGAAUUCGCAAGUCAUCACCACCCAGAUCAACCGCGCAAAUCUCCUUCAUCCAGCCCCCUGGUGUCAGAUGGAUCACAAACGCAUGAUCAACUGAAAGGCCUGGCCCGAGAAAGACUGAAAGAACGGGUCCGCUCUACGCUUGAUGGACUGAUCAGGGCGGGCGGGAUAGACAAAGCUUUGGCUGCUUGGAGAGAAGGCGUGGUCAAACAAAUCAGAGAAAUCGUCAAGAACGCUCUAUCCGACGUGAUCGAGGGCGAUCUGGAUGAUAGGGAUGAUUCAUCUGAUAUUUCACAGUUCAGCUCAAAAGAAAAACGGAAUGCGCUGUCUGACAAGACAAUGAGUUUGGCCCGCAACCUCAAGGCUCUCAAACACGAUGCGUUUUUGAAGAUAGCUGAAACAACGUAUCGGGAUCUGCUAGGAUGCAUCGAACUGGUCGACACUCAAUCACAAGCACUACUCGAACUAACCGAAGAAUUCAAAGACCGAAGUAGCCCAGCAACGCACCCAGAAGAUCCACCUUCAGGGUCGAAUUCAGGGACUACAAAUAAUUCAUCCGAUCUGGAGCCGAUUGCUGAAGCCGAUCAAUCAAGCACGGUAUCGGUGAUCGAUGUCGAGGCAGUUACUCUAAAGCUGGUCGAAGUGGUUCAAGCAUCAGCCGAGCUAGCGAAUGCGCGGUUUGCGAAAGUGAUCGGCGUGAGAACGGAAGUGCAUGCCCAGCUGAGCUUUAGCGAAUUCUUCGGGAUCUUCGAUUCGAGCUGGCGAUUUGUGGUCGAAUGCGAGACGAUCAGUCGACGGAUGAUCAUCGCCCUCAGAGGGGUCAUGGUUAACCAGGCCAAGGCGUUCCUCCAAAGCUUCCACCAGGAGAAAAUCACACAAAGUGCGAGGAUCGUCGAGCAGGAACAAUGGAGCCCGGUCGAGGUGCCCCGCCAGAUCCAAGAGACUGUCAACUCGAUCAUUAGGAGUGCAAUGGAAGACCCAGCAUCACUGGUCAUCAAUCGGAACCAGUCCUCACCCCGGCUUGGUGAAGACAACGCUACUACUACUACUACUGGUGGUGGUCCAUCGUCCAAGAUGCUGGAGAUUGAAGGUACCCUCUAUCAUCCCGUUGGCGCUAGCUUGCAGACCAUGAAGACCAUUGCAGAGUACGUGCAGGUCGUCGUCAAUUGCUCGCUCUUGACAACCGACCUUAUGGGCAGGAUCAUCGAGUUCUUGAAGGCUUUUAACUCCAGGACUUGUCAGGUCGUCCUCGGCGCCGGGGCGAUCCGGUCGGCCGGGCUGAAAAACAUCACCGCCAAACAUCUCGCUCUUGCGUCACAGACGCUGUCGACGAUGAUCAGUCUGAUCCCAUACAUCCGCGAAUGUCUGCGCCGACAUCUGAACAUGAAACAAGCGGUGAUGCUCGUCGAUUUCGAUAAACUGAAGCGCGAUUACCAGGAGCAUCAGAACGAGGUGCAUGCGAAGCUGGUCUCGAUCAUGGCUGAACGACUCGCCGUCCAUCAACAGACGUUGCAGAACAUCGACUGGGAGAAGGCUGAUGAUAACAAGUCGACCGAGCAACCUCCCAAUCCUAAUCCGUAUCUCGAAAGCUUGCUUAAAGAAGUCGGCACUCUGCAUCGCGUCCUUGGUCGAUAUCUCUCAUCUUCCACUCUCCAGGACAUCUUAUCGCAAGUGUUCGGGGCCAUCCACGGCGUCCUGCACGACGAGUUUAGCCGCGUAGACCUGAAGUCUGUCGCGGCAAAACAGCGCGUGCUACGGGAUGCGCAACACUUCUCGACGAAGUUGGCCGAGUUGAACGCCUCUGACGCGUGUCAAGCCCAAGGAAAAGCUUUGGAAGCGCUUGUUCAGACGCGGUUUUUCGCGAACGAGACGGGGGGGGCGUCGACUAAGGAGAGUGGAAGUGAUGCGAAGAAGAGUCCCGAUGCCACUGAGUGCCCUCUCCCCCCCUCCCCCUUGACCGAACGAAGUACCAGCUUCCGCAAUAAGUUCAGGUUCCUAUCUCCCAGAGGACGCGCCGUCGAGCCCCCGCCGUCCUUGGUAUCCGAAGUCGUCAACGCUGCUGCCGCCAUCCCAUCGCCUGUCGCUGCUGACGACCAACCCCCGUCGGCCGGUGCGCUGUCUCCCGCGGGCACUGUAGUCGUGGACACCGAGGCUGAAGGAUCCGCUGCUACCCCCAUCGAUCCCGGCACGACUAUUUCUCCACAAGUUAUAUCGCCAGCACCAGAGAUGAAAGCAGAAGUAUCGACGACCGAGCCGCGCAAGAUCUCGCUCUCUGAACGGCUCGCGGCGCUCGCUUCUAGUCGCAGGGCGUCGGCAUCCGUAUCUUCCGAGGCUAACAACCCAGCCGUAAGGUCGCCCGUCGCUGUUCCUGAAGAAGAGGAAGGCCCGCCGGUAGAUCCGGCUGGGUCUGCAGGCGUUGCGGCGGCGGCUGAGGAUGACGCGGGGGCCGAUGCACUCGUCGAUACAUCCACCGAGAUACCCGCCGCCGCGGCUGCACCUCCAGAAGACCCACCCCUGGUUAACAACACAGAAUCCACAGAAAUGGCCCCCUCAGUAACGACGCCCGAGCCGCGCAAGAUCUCGCUCAGUGAACGGCUCGCUGCACUGGCGUCGAAGCAAGAAGAAGGGUCGCCGGUGGUUGACGCGGUGGGGUCUGUGGCCGUGCCGGCGGAGGCGGGGGAUGAGAAUGAUGCGGGCGCCGAUGCACCUGCCGAUGCACUCGUCGAGACAUCCACCAAGACACCGGCCGAUACACCCGGCGAGAAAACCGCCGACGCACCAGUCGAGACACCAGCCGAUGCACCAGCCGAUGCACCUGCCGAGACAUCCGCCGAGGCAUCCACCGAGAUAUCCACCGAGGCAUUCACCGAGGCAUCCACCGAGGCAUCCACCGAGACACCCGACGAAACAUCCGCCGAUGCACCCGUCGAGACAUCCACUGAGAUACCCGCCGAGAUAUCCGCCGAUGCACCUGCCGAGACAUCCACUGAGACACCCGCCGAGACAUCUACCGAUACCGCCGCUGCUGCUACUACACCUGAGGAAGUGUCGGCCCCAAAUGGUGGCACGGCUGCUCCAGAGAUGAACGCUCAGGCCUCGAACGAGCCCCGGAAGAUCCCGCUCAAUGAACGGCUGGCUGCGCUUACUUCUAAUCGCAGAGGAACCUGA
Messenger RNA from Puccinia triticina, 4392 nucleotides. RefSeq lists its product as uncharacterized. The record is from RefSeq and is a predicted model, not a curated record. Gene Ontology annotation, cellular component: GARP complex. The transcript has 7 exons. Gene Ontology annotation, biological process: retrograde transport, endosome to Golgi; Golgi to vacuole transport. The coding region runs from base 1 to 4392 and encodes 1463 amino acids. NCBI's taxonomy places the organism in Eukaryota, Fungi, Basidiomycota, Pucciniomycetes, Pucciniales, Pucciniaceae. Gene Ontology annotation, molecular function: syntaxin binding.